Molecule: messenger RNA, 2569 nt
Organism: Drosophila takahashii
Lineage: Eukaryota; Metazoa; Arthropoda; Insecta; Diptera; Drosophilidae
Gene: Glut4EF
Product: Glucose transporter 4 enhancer factor
Biological process (GO): regulation of transcription by RNA polymerase II
Cellular component (GO): nucleus
Molecular function (GO): DNA-binding transcription factor activity; RNA polymerase II cis-regulatory region sequence-specific DNA binding
Source: RefSeq, a predicted model, not a curated record
GAAAGCGCGCGCGAACCUUUCGCACCAGCAGACCGCAGAUACAAAGAUACAAAAAUUCGCAAGAAAAAUUCGCAAGACCGAAAAUCGCAAGAAGUAGGAAAGGCAAGCCGAGAGGAAAGCCUAGCGAGAAAAAACGCCAGAAAAGUGCAAGUGAAGUGAGAAGAGCCGAGGAGUGCGGAGAGUGGAGUUGAGUUCUUGAAGCUUAUAAAAACAAAUUAGGAACGAGGCCUAGUGGCCCAAAUUCAGAAGGCAAAAGAAAGCAAAGAAGAUCAAGCGAAAAUUUGAAUAAUUAAAAAUAAACACGCGCCGUGCGAGAGAGUGAGUGUGCGUGUGGUAGUGUGCGUGUGCGUGCCGCAUAACGUAUCCGUCAGAUACGCAAAGCGAACCCCAAUCCAAUUCAAAUCGCUGACGCAUUUUCACCCGAAUACCGUUAUAGAGCCGCCAACGCUGCCGGCCGGCUUUUUGUGCCCAAUUAACGCACAUUCAACAAAUUGCCCAGACGCGAAAAACAAAUUGUUACAGCGGCAUCGGAAUAUCGCAGUUAAGCCCAGUUUUUAUAGUCGCAAUAAAUCGUAACAAAAACAAAAAAUACAAAGGCGAAAAAAAGAAAAACCCAAUAAUAUACUCACCUUUCGUCUCAUUUAAUUUCGCUGCGGUUCGUUCUGGUGGUGCAGUGCAAUAGAGAAAAGUUUAUAAAUAAAUAUACAAUAUACAAAUAACUGAAUGCAGAUGUUUGGCAUAAUAAGUGUCACAAUCAAUUGCUGAGCGGCGAGAUCUUGAAAAUACGCGAAAAGGAACCCAUUGAGCUGAAGAAGCGCCUGGACGAAGUGCGUCUGUUGGAAUCGCGACGCUCCGCCCGUCUGGCAGAUCAGGAUCGCGACACCGACUUCGCCAGACUCGCCGACAUGAGUGGUGAACGCCGCAGAACCACCACACACAGUAUUGAGGUGCCAUCGCAGCUGACGGCGCAGCACAAUCCCCGGAAACGUCCGCCCAGCGAUCUGCAGGACUACAGCAACUACGAGGAAACAUGCCGCGCCGCCGAGAUUCUGUCCUCGAUGAAGCUGCAGAGUCCGCAUGGCUCAAUGGCCGACAAGUGCUCGAGUCCCGGCAGCAGCUCGUCGGCUUCCUGGAGCUCCGGCUCCGCCUCGCCGCCCCUGAGCGACGACGGCCACGCCCACCACAGUCCACACAACAUAAUGUCGCCACAUGAUGCGGCCAACGCUCGCAUACGCACAACAUCGGUGUCCACGUCGGACGAGGGCAUUGUCAUCGACUUCAAGGAGGAGCGCAAGAAAAAGGUGAGUGCCAUGAAGUCUUUUACACCGAAAACCAACCAAACUUCGAAAAAGUUCCGCUGCACUUAUCGGGGCUGUCACUAUGUGGAACCCGACCAGAACAAAAUCGUUCGUCACAUUAGGAAAACACAUUUGGGGAAGAAGGCCCGUCGCUCGGCGGAUGACAACGAGGACAACGAGGAGGACUUCUACUACACGGAUGUCGACGACGACGACGAGCAGGUGAAGCCCAGCCUGGCCUCCGAGCCGACGCUGAGUCACCGCGACAUGGCGCGUCCGCCGCACGAGGAUCCGGAGUACCAGAAGCAGAUUGUGGGCAACUUCAAACAAGGACGGGCUGGCAGCCACUACAACCACCUAACGCAGACGCACGGACGCACCAUCAGCGGCAGCAACAUCCCGAGCACCCACCAGCAGCAGCUGCAGAACAACAACACCAGCUGCAUCCCCACUUCGCACCUGGCCCACCACAACUACACCUGGCCAGCGGCGGCGGCGGUGGUGCCAUCCGCGGGGACGGGACUCGUGGCAUCCAGCUGCAGCUCCAGCUCCUCACCGCUCGGCAAGCACGCUCGCUCGUCGUCCACCCGUCCGUCCCACUCGGUAGCGCCAUAUCCAUCGCCGACAUACGUCCAACAGCAGCAGCAGCACCACAGCAACAGCAGCAGCAGCAACAACCAUCACACGCACCACCACAACUACGCCGGCAGCAGCGGCAACAGCAGCAGCAAUAGCAACAGCAGCACCAGCAGCAGUCCGGUGAUCCACAGCAAUAGCAGUGCCAACAACAUGCUGCAGCAGCUCUCACAGCAGAAUGUCACGGUGACGGCACACCACAGCCAACAGCAGCAGCAGCAGCAGUUGCAACAGCAGCAGCAACAUCUCCACCAACAGCAACAGCAGCAACACAGCCACCAGCAGCAGCAACAGCAGCAGCAGCACCUCCUGUCCAGUGUGACGAUUACGCCCAAUUACCAUCCGGCGCAGCAGCAACAUCAGCAGCAGCAGCAACACCACCAGCCGAUGCGCCAGCAACAUCCAACGACAACUGCCGGCAACCUGGUUGCCCAAAACAACAACAACAGCAAUCCGCUGAUGCAGCAGCAACAGGCGGCCGUCAAGCAUACGCCCCAUUCGCCCGGCAAGAGGACGCGCGGGGAGAACAAGAAGUGCCGCAAGGUGUACGGCAUGGAGAAGCGCGACCAGUGGUGCACCCAGUGCCGGUGGAAGAAGGCGUGCAGUCGCUUCGGGGACUGAAAGCGACAGAAGUC